AUGAGUGACUGGAAACAAGAGGCCGAAUCCGCCGCUUGGAACAAUGGUGGUGACCAGGCAGCCGGAGCCUGGAAUGAUGGCGGUGACGGCUUCGAAGGAGGUGAUCCCAACAACAUGGUAGUUGAAGCAAAUAAUGGUGACGCAAAUGGUGAUACCUGCCGCAACUGUGGACAGUCCGGCCAUUUCGCCCGCGAAUGUCCCGAACCAAGAAAGCCUACUGGAGCUUGUUUCAACUGCGGUCAAGAAGGCCAUAACAAGAGCGACUGUCCAAACCCCCGUGUUUUCACCGGUACCUGUCGUAUUUGUGAGAAAGUGGGGCACCCGGCCGCUGAGUGCCCAGAACGUCCACCAGAUAUCUGCAAGAAUUGCAAGGGUGAAGGCCACAAAACCAUGGAAUGUACUCAGAACCGCAAGUUUGAGCAGCAUAAUAUCCCUGACAAGCUCCCAGAGGAAGCACUAGGUAUCUUGAAGAAGGCUAGCAAGGAGAGAGAUUUGGAAGAUUUUCGUGAUGGAUUGAAAAUCUACAGCAAGGCCGUUCCCCUUGCUACCUAUGUUGACAUCGAAAAGCUGUUGCGUCAGGAAAAGCUCAACGUCUAUUUGAUAGGCCUUGAGCGUGAAAUUGGUGAUUGCCAUACCGUUGUGAACCUCCAGGGAAAACUCAAUUGCAAGUAUGUUAUCGGUAUCUACUUCAGCGAUAAACCUCAGCGUAUCAACCUCAAGGAGCGCUGGCCUGCCUCCCCUGAAGAGAACCUCGAACGUCUCGCCGAGGCUGGCCUUCCUCUCGAUCGCCAGGUCCCCAAGUGUUCUAACUGCGGCAAAAUGGGCCAUAUUAUGAAGAGCUGUAAGGAGGAGCUUUCUGUCGUCGAACGUGUGGAGGUCAAGUGCGUCAACUGCAAACAGCCUGGCCACCGUGCUCGUGACUGCAAAGAAGCUCGUGUUGAUAGGUUUGCUUGCCGUAACUGCGGAAAAGGCGGUCAUCGUUCAACCGAGUGCCCUGAGCCUCGCUCUGCUGAAGGAGUUGAAUGCAAGCGUUGCAAUGAAGUUGGCCAUUUUGCGAAAGAUUGUCCUCAGGGAGGUGGUUCGCGUGCUUGCCGCAACUGCGGGAGCGAGGAUCAUAUCGCCAAAGACUGUGACCAGCCUCGAAACAUGGCGAAUGUUACCUGCCGAAACUGCGAAGAAAGUGAGUAUAAUCCAACGUAUAUGAAGGUUCCAACAAGCGGUCAUCAACUAAUGUAUAUAUCAGUGGGUCACUUUAGUCGCGAUUGCACCAAGAAGAAGGACUGGAGCAAGGUUAAAUGCAUGGGCCACACUAUUCGUCGCUGUCCCCUACCGGCUGAAGGCGCCAAUGAUGAAAACGGCGGCAACGGUGGAGGUUUCUACAACGAGGCGCCAGGCUCAGCUGCAGUUCCGGUUUCUGGAGGUAACGUUAUGGAGCCCGAAGCCGCUUGGGGAGGUGGUGCAAACGCUGGCGCUGGCCCAGGCUGGUGA
This is a messenger RNA of Microsporum canis CBS 113480, 1488 nucleotides long. RefSeq lists its product as hypothetical. The record is from RefSeq and is a predicted model, not a curated record. The coding region runs from base 1 to 1488 and encodes 495 amino acids. Gene Ontology annotation, cellular component: cytoplasm. The transcript has 12 exons. Gene Ontology annotation, biological process: positive regulation of cytoplasmic translation. Gene Ontology annotation, molecular function: translation regulator activity; single-stranded RNA binding; zinc ion binding. Lineage: Eukaryota; Fungi; Ascomycota; Eurotiomycetes; Onygenales; Arthrodermataceae.